AUGCGCACAUUUGGCGAAACCAUUGUUCCCGUUGAUUUUACCCUUAUAAACACUGGUUAAAAUGGCAGCAAGCAACGUUUUUACUUGAUGCAAAAAAGGUAGCUAGGAUCGAAUCAGACAUGUCUGCAAGCAAGUCUUUGCCACUAUUCAAGCAAAAGGUUGAAAAUGCCGUUUCAAUGGUUGCCACAAUGGCAGCAGAGCAAAAAUUGGAGGCUGUACAAUUUUGGAACACCAUGUCAGAGAAACUCCAAGAAAUCGUCAACCAUUCGGCAGCCGAUAUCAGUGCGCUUAGCCUUGCGCUUGAAAAGGAAAAGGAGGCUGCAGAAUGCAGUUCGACUUAUCAGGACUACUUGUCUGGGGCUAAAACAGAAAAAAAUGAUAUUCCAAAAGACCAUUUAAGCGUCGUCACUCUAAAGUGUUCAAGUUCUGUUGAAAGCAGUGAUUACUCGGUUAUUUGUGAAAUUUGCGGCAAAAAAUUCAUCUCAAACUCUGCACUAAGUGCACAUAAAUCCUGUCACAACAAGCCAUUUGAAUGUGAUGAAUGCGGCUGCAAAUUUUCGACUAAAAAUAAUCUAUUGGUGCACAGAAGGUGCCACACUGGUGAAAAACCAUAUCAUUGCAAGGAGUGUGACAGCGCCUUUACGACCAGGGGCAACCUUGCCAGGCACGAGAAAGUGCAUACAGGGGAUAAACCCUGGCGCUGUGAACAGUGCGGCUCACAGUUUACGGAGAAAAAGUCUCUCAAAGUGCACGAGAGACUUCACACUGGUGAGCGUCCAUUCCAGUGCUCCUUGUGUCCAAAAUCAUUUACACAAAAAUCUGUGCUUCAGUCGCACAUGGCAAUGCACCUAGACCAAAAAGUGCACCUUUGCGAGCUUUGCGGAAAGUCUUUUCGACAAAAGGCUCAACUAAGGUGUCAUAAAAUGAGGCAUAAUAACAUCAAGAGGUACACGUGCACAAAUUGCCCUGCACAAUUUCUUACUAAAGGUGAUUUAGCACGACACGAACGAACGCAUACUGGAGAAAAACCUUAUUCUUGCUUGCUUUGUAAGAAAACUUUUACUCGGCAACAAACAUUAACGGAACAUAUGAACCGGCAUUACGGGUUGCGGCCUUAUUCCUGCAAGUACUGCCAAAAAAGCUUUACGGAGAUGUCUGCGUGUUACAAGCAUUCGAAGAAGCAUGAAAAGCUUGACAAGGAGGUGCCAGUGCCUCAGAUUCAAGAAAAUGAAAAGGAGCAUAUUUACAUAAUCAGCAAUGGUGAUAUUGGUGAAGAAAUGGAUGGUGUGAUUCAGAGGAGUCUCGAAUCUAUGAUUUAAAAUUUUGAUAUCGGCUGGGAAGAGGUUUUAAUUAUUUCUAAAUUUUUUUCGGUAGUCCUUGGGGACUUUUAAGGUUUAUUUAGUUAAAUGAUUACAACUAUACUGCUGUAUACUGCAUUAAAAUUGAGUCCGC
Neocloeon triangulifer is the source of this 1452-nucleotide messenger RNA. Its product is annotated as gastrula zinc finger protein XlCGF8.2DB-like. The transcript is spliced from 10 exons. Gene Ontology annotation, molecular function: DNA-binding transcription factor activity, RNA polymerase II-specific; RNA polymerase II cis-regulatory region sequence-specific DNA binding. The coding region runs from base 120 to 1319 and encodes 399 amino acids. Lineage: Eukaryota; Metazoa; Arthropoda; Insecta; Ephemeroptera; Baetidae. Gene Ontology annotation, biological process: regulation of DNA-templated transcription. The record is from RefSeq and is a predicted model, not a curated record.